AUGGCUGACUUUUCCUUGCGCAAAUCCGUUCCUUCACCUCCCGCCAAGCUGGCAUUGUACGCGAGCCCUCCCCUUUCCCCUCCGGCGCAUUGGUCCCUUGACGUCGAUCCACCGUGCAGGGACUCUCUGUGGGACCGGUUGGGUGGUAUGGAUGGUGAUACCCGGCGCAUGAAGCAGUAUGAUCAACCUCGCUUUGCGACAAGGCCGGGAAUGUCCCGUCGUGCAGUUGCAGGAACGGACCGAUACAGACAAUCCGGCUUACAAUCAGCACGUGGAGAUGCACUGUCACAAGCAGCGGGACGGCCACGAAUGCCGACGUACUUGGACUAUGGAUACACAGACCCGACCUUUCAUGGCGGUUCGUUGCAGGGGGACGAAUUGCAACCGUACCCGUCAUUGCGCGACCAACAACAGCGCCAACCGCAACCGCAGCAACACCAACUACAACAGCCCUUCGCUCCUCCCUAUGAGCCCGAGAUGGUCUACGGCAUCAGCCCGCAGGGUCCUGCGCAGGCCCCUUAUGAGGUCGUGACACCAUACUCAGCCCGGCCGUCUGCAACCAUCGAUGACCUCUCCGGUCAAUUUCCCGUUCCACAGUAUUUCCCUCCAAACGAACCGACUGGUGUUCCGACUGUCGGUGUGCCUUACCUAACCUCUGUCCCUACUUAUAACCAGCCAGGUCCCAUUGGACGCCCAACCGGCUCCCAGCCCUUUCCCACAACCAUGACCGACAUGCCUCCCGGGGGAACAGCCGGACGCUUUGACUUGUCAUCGUCACAGCAGCAACCGCAACAAGCCUCGUCCCAGCUCGUAUCGGAGCCAACGACCUUGACGGAUGCAUACGGUCAGUUUCAACGCGCGCUGCGAGGUACUUUGGACAAUGCGCGCACUGGCCGAUUGGAGGAGGCCAGUCGAUCCCUUUUGGAAAUCUCCGAGUGGCUUGUGACCAAUGCCCGGGAUCUUGGCAUUCUCCGCGAUGAUCAAGUGGUCUAUACCGACCGACUGCAACUCUGGAAUGAUUUCAAUCUUUGCUGGCUGGCGGUGUGUCAAAAACAGAAGGACAUGUUGCAAGACAUGCUGCGAACCCAUCGCCAGCCGCCACAUGCCACUCUCCUGAAUGAUGAUGUGAUGGAUGCUUUAGGCAAGGAGCUGAUCCAGCUGUGCGAUCGCGUGGAACAGUUUGGCUUAGUGGACUAUCAGAUGGGAAUCUGGGAAGAGGAGAUCCUUGGUGUCUUGGGCCAAUGUCUUGAUCUCUAUGAAAGCCUACCGGAGGUGCUUCGCGCCCACAUGAGCACUGCGCCUGCUAUUGCUGGACCUCGA
This is a messenger RNA of Aspergillus bombycis, 1320 nucleotides long. RefSeq lists its product as uncharacterized. The transcript has 4 exons. The record is from RefSeq and is a predicted model, not a curated record. The annotation marks the transcript as partial. NCBI's taxonomy places the organism in Eukaryota, Fungi, Ascomycota, Eurotiomycetes, Eurotiales, Aspergillaceae.